AUACAUAGCUCACCUGUCAGUGAGCUGCUCUCAGUAACUGUCUGCUACAUCCAGGUUUCAAGAAGGGAAACUGUUUGUGAAAUGGCAUAUUUUGGAAAUUCUGUUUUUAAGGGAGUGGAUCUCCACCCUAGGAACAACAACUUCCUCCACCACACCAGUGAGAUCUCUGUGGAUCAGCUGAUCGUGAGGCGAGGUCAGCCCUUCAAACUGACCCUGAAUGUGACGCAGCCUUUCAACCCUAAACUGCACCAGCUGCUCAUCACUGCAAAGACAGGACCAAUUCCAACGGAGAAACAGGGGACGCUUUCACUCUUCGGCAUCCCAGAUGAGGUGACCCGCUCCCGUUCAGCGAUAGCAGGAUGGAGGGCGGAUCUGCACAAGGACUCCUCCCUGCAAACUCUGGUCCUCAACCUCACCCCCCCGGCUGUGGCCCCUGUGGGGGAGUGGAUCCUGACUGUGAAACUCGGGGGGGAGGAGAUGCCGCUGGGGAAGCUGGUGGUGCUCUACAACCCCUGGUGUCCCGUUGACUGGGUGUAUCUGAAGGAUGAGAAGGAGAUAAAUGAGUACGUGAUGAAUGAACAAGGAGUAAUCUACAAAGGAACUAAAAACUACAUCUUCCCUUUAGACUGGGACUUUGGACAGUUUGAGGACAACAUGGUGGACAUUUGUUUGAGGAUGUUGGACCUUAACCUCAAACAUGGUAAAGACCCUGCUGAAGAUGUCUCCGCUCGCUGUAACCCCAUCUACGUCAGCCGCGUGGUCAGCGCCAUGAUCAACUCUGCGGAUGAUAGUGGGGUCCUGGAGGGAAAAUGGUCUCCUUCAUAUAGUGGGGGUCAAUACCCCACUCACUGGAGCGGAAGUUACCCCAUCCUGCGGCAAUGGUACGACCUUGGAUCCCACCCCGUGAAGUUCGGACAGUGCUGGGUGUUCGCCGGGGUCAUGUGCUCAGUGAUGCGCCUGCUGGGCAUCCCCUGCCGUGUGGUCACCAACUUUCAGUCAGCCCACGACACCAACAGCAAUCUGACCAUUGACGAGUACCACUCCGACUAUGGAGUCGUAAAGAAAACAGGCCCAGACAGCAUUUGGAACUUCCACGUGUGGACGGAGGCGUGGAUGAGGCGGCCUGAUCUUGCAAAUAACGGAACAUUUGACGGUUGGCAGGUUCUGGAUCCAACACCACAGGAGAGGAGCAACAAUGUUUACUGCUGUGGUCCAACUCCGGUGAAAGCCAUCCUGAAAGGAGAGUCAAACCAAAAAUAUGACACCCCAUUUGUCUUCUCCGAGGUCAACGCCGACUGUGUCGACUGGCGGAUCAAAGCUGACAACUCAGAGGUGAAAAUGUCCACUGACACUGAGAAAGUGGGUAAAAAUAUCUCCACCAAGUCUGUCGGUUCAAGGAAGAGGAUGGACAUCACCGACAGUUACAAACACAGAGAGGGAUCAGAGAAGGAGAGGGCUGUCUUUAAAUACGCCGAAACCAAAGAUUACUCCAAAGCUGAUGAUGAUGAGGAGUUGGGGACGUUUGAAGUGAUGGAGGAGGACGAGGAGGACGAUCAGACAGACGACAAUGUUGAGGUUGAAGAGACAGAGGAGGGCGCCCAGAGUGAAGAGGAAGAAGAUGAUGAGAGUGAAGAGGAGGAUGGGAAAGAGGAGGGGAAUGGGACCAAUGGAAGUCCGGAUGCAGUAACAGAGCCAGUGAUCAUGCAUUUUGAAGAGGUGACUCCGCCGAGGAACGGUAAGGAUGUGAGGCUGAAGCUGGUGCUGCAAAGUGAGAGCAGCUCCGUCAGAUCGCUCUCCGUCAACAUCAGCGUCCAGGCCAUCAGGUACAACGGUGUACCGACCAUGAACAUCCAGACAAGGGUGAAGGACAAGAUACUGCUGCCCAGGAGAGAUCUGUUCAUCCCGAUCCGAGUCCCAUUCCUGGCGUACCAUAAAGCCAUGUUGGACUGUAACAGCUUGAAGGUUUCAGCUUUGGUCACGGAUAAAGAGAGGCCCAACAACACGUACCUGGCUGAGGAUGACGUCGUGCUGAUCGACCCUCCCAUCACUCUCACGGUUUUAAGUUAUGCCAAAGUGGGUCGUAGGACAAGAGCGGAAGUGACUUUCCUGAACCCGACGCGCAACGAGACGCUGACCAACUGCACUUUGACCCUCUCCGGAAGUGGACUGAUGAAACACGAGGUGGUAUUCAAGAUGCCAGAGUUGAAGCCAAACAACCGUAUUCAUGUCAAGUUCUCCUUCGUUCCCUACAAGUCCGGUAAGAGGACUCUGGUGGCCGACAUCGACUGCUCCACCUUCAGAGACAUCAAGGCCAGCUGCAUCGUCAACGUCCAGCCGUAAACUCUUUACGAAACAAAUCGCCAGGUUUAUAGCUCUUUAUGAGGUGUUUUUACUUUGAAAUCAUUCAGGGGCUUUCAGAAGGAAGACAAAUUGUUUUUAAUCAAUGGAGGCUACAUUAUUUAUAAAAAGUAGUUAUACGUAUACACUAUUAACUGUGGUUUUAAUUUACACAUGUUUACUUUCCACUUUGCAUUAUGGUCUUUUUCUUGGUACUGCUACACCUAUUACUCCUGUUGUGGUGUUAAAUAUUGGUAUAAUGGAAUAUAUAUAAAAUAUAAUUAUUGUUUUAUUGCAAACUUUAAACUUUCGAAAUCUAACGAACAAUGUAGGCCUGUAAUCAUUUAUAAUUAUACAAAUCAAGUAAAGCAAACUGCUCGCCGCAAGGCAUAAACGAAAUAAAAAUGUACAUUUAUCAUCUCAAAAUAACCAAUAAUAUCAAAAGAGUCGGCCUGUGAAACCCUAAUAGUUGGCACCGCCAUGGUUCCUUCAAUAAAAAGCUUUUUGAUUAUUGUAUGAUACUUAACAUUCUCCCAAAAAUGUAAGCUGUGUUCACAUAUGAACACCACUUACCUGAUUACCGAAGCA
Molecule: messenger RNA, 2925 nt
Organism: Trematomus bernacchii (emerald rockcod)
Lineage: Eukaryota; Metazoa; Chordata; Actinopteri; Perciformes; Nototheniidae
Product: protein-glutamine gamma-glutamyltransferase 5-like
Exons: 15
Coding region: 82-2340 (752 amino acids)
Biological process (GO): peptide cross-linking
Molecular function (GO): protein-glutamine gamma-glutamyltransferase activity
Source: RefSeq, a predicted model, not a curated record